UCCAGGUGCAGCCCUAAGACCCGGGAGCAUCUGCGGGAGGCGGCAGGACCCAGGGCCUUGAAUGCCGGGCCACAAGAUCAGCCUCCUCCCAUUGGCGAAAGGAGCCCCGAGAGCUUGUGCUCAGGAGGGAGGCCUCGGCCUGGUCAAGUCAUCUUGCAGGAAGGGUCCCGGACAGUGCAAAGCAAAUGCAGGAGGGCCCCCACCCUAGCCGUUGGGAAAUGCGCCAGCCGUUGAAGGCGGAAGUAACGGCCUGCAGGCAACGGAACUCCCAGCGUUCGCAAAGUAGGGAGGAGCCGGAAACUCAGGGCUCGAGGCCUGUGGGCCCAGCGGUGCGGCAGCCGCUAGGGGGGGCGGGCCCAGCUCUCCCAGGGCAGGUGAUUGGUCGGUCCCGGUGGCGGCAGCGGCGCGUGCGACGGUCACCUCGGUUUGGGGAAGAUGGAAGAGUUGAGUCAAGCCCUGGCUAGUAGCUUUUCUGUGUCUCAAGAUCUGAACAGCACAGCUGCCCCACACCCCCGCCUAUCCCAGUACAAGUCCAAGUACAGUUCCUUGGAGCAGAGUGAGCGCCGCCGGCGGUUACUGGAACUGCAGAAAUCCAAGCGGCUGGAUUAUGUGAACCAUGCCAGAAGACUGGCUGAAGAUGACUGGACAGGGAUGGAGAGUGAGGAAGAAGAUAAGAAAGAUGAUGAAGAAAUGGACAUUGACACUGUCAAGAAGUUACCAAAACGCUAUGCUAAUCAAUUGAUGCUUUCUGAGUGGUUAAUUGACGUUCCUUCAGAUUUGGGGCGGGAAUGGAUUGUGGUCGUGUGCCCUGUUGGAAAAAGAGCUCUUAUUGUGGCCUCCAGGGGUUCUACCAGUGCCUACACCAAGAGUGGCUACUGUGUCAACAGGUUUUCUUCCCUUCUGCCAGGAGGCAAUAGGCGAAACUCAACAGCAAAAGACUACACCAUUCUAGAUUGCAUUUACAGUGAGGUAAACCAGACCUACUACGUUCUGGAUGUGAUGUGCUGGCGGGGACACCCUUUUUAUGAUUGCCAGACUGAUUUCCGAUUCUACUGGAUGCAUUCAAAGUUACCAGAAGAAGAAGGACUGGGAGAGAAAACCAAGCUCAAUCCUUUUAAAUUUGUGGGGCUAAAGAAUUUCCCUUGCACUCCCGAAAGCCUGUGUGAUGUGCUGUCUAUGGAUUUCCCUUUUGAGGUAGAUGGACUUCUCUUCUACCACAAGCAGACCCACUACAGCCCCGGAAGCACUCCCUUGGUGGGCUGGCUGCGUCCCUACAUGGUAUCAGAUGUCCUUGGUGUAGCUGUGCCAGCUGGGCCGCUGACCACCAAGCCAGACUAUGCUGGGCACCAGCUCCAGCAGAUUAUGGAGCACAAAAAGAGCCAGAAGGAAGGCAUGAAGGAGAAACUCACACACACGGCCUCUGAAAAUGGGCACUAUGAGUUGGAGCACCUUUCUACUCCCAAGUUGAAGAGUUCUCCCCAUAGCCCAGACCACCCUGGAAGCCUCAUGGAGAAUUAAAGAGGGAAGCCUCCUUAACGAGCCACAGGAUGGUACCCGGCCCCAAAAGGAAUCCUGGGCAGGAGGACAGUGACAACAGGUGACUUUAUUCUUUAGAGUGAACUUUCCAAAGCCAGUCUGGCUGGAAACAGCUUAUCUAUAAUCUGAAAUGCUGGCUCAAACAGUUAUGGGGAAGUUCCCAGAUUGGGUAGCAUUCAGAUUGAUUUGAGCAGCUCCUACUGUGAUAAGUGUAUCCCAGAUCCACAAUGUAAAUAUAUAUAUGUGAUUUGUAAGAAAGAA
This is a messenger RNA of Macaca mulatta (Rhesus monkey), 1797 nucleotides long. It is a transcript of the gene IMP3, whose product is annotated as IMP U3 small nucleolar ribonucleoprotein 3. The record is from RefSeq and is a predicted model, not a curated record. Gene Ontology annotation, molecular function: snoRNA binding; nuclear import signal receptor activity; protein binding. Gene Ontology annotation, biological process: protein import into nucleus; ribosomal small subunit biogenesis; snRNA import into nucleus. NCBI's taxonomy places the organism in Eukaryota, Metazoa, Chordata, Mammalia, Primates, Cercopithecidae. Gene Ontology annotation, cellular component: Mpp10 complex; cytoplasm; nucleus.